CAGGUGCAGCAGCGGCCACCAAGACGUUCUCUUCUACCUCCCCAGCGGUUGGAGCGAGCAAGAACCUCCUCGAAAGAACCCUUGCUACCUUAGACGAGAGUCAACUAGAACCGGAUCCCCGUGCGAUGCCGAUCACGAUAUCCUGUGCAAAAGUGUCUGGGUCUGGAAGGUUGGAACUUGUGAUGCUAUCUUCGGACUCUAAAAAAAUCUGUAUUGCAUGACCAGCGAGAGGAGUCUAGUUUGUGCUACGCGGGGAGGGCAUUUAUCAUGCGGAGUAGGCAUCAGGAAGCCCGCUGAAAAUCUGUGAUGCUAGACCGUGCAUUACAGACAUCCUGGGUCAUGCAAGAUCUGCAUGACAAAUCCUGCAACAUUCGAGACCCAGACACUUUUGCAUUUGAUACACGACCGAUAAGUACAACAUCAAAAAGGACUACUUCCGCAAUAAGGACCGCCAC
Molecule: messenger RNA, 455 nt
Organism: Amoebophrya sp. A120
Lineage: Eukaryota; Dinophyceae; Syndiniales; Amoebophryaceae
Source: the annotation of a GenBank genome assembly